Messenger RNA from Salvia splendens (bonfire salvia), 1513 nucleotides. RefSeq names its product AT-hook motif nuclear-localized protein 10. The record is from RefSeq and is a predicted model, not a curated record. Gene Ontology annotation, molecular function: minor groove of adenine-thymine-rich DNA binding. Bases 177 to 1283 code for a protein of 368 amino acids. The transcript is spliced from 6 exons. NCBI's taxonomy places the organism in Eukaryota, Viridiplantae, Streptophyta, Magnoliopsida, Lamiales, Lamiaceae.
UUAUUUAAGCGCAUUUAUUUACGAAUAGUUUUUCUCUGCAAAAACCCUAAUUUAUUUCCCUACUUACAAUUACAAAUCCUCGGAAAUUCGUUGCCGCCUUGUUUCGCUAUUGUUAUUUUUCCGUUACCGCAGAAAAAUUUCAAAAUUUCUGUUAGUUUUGGAAAUUUGGGGCUAAAAUGUCUGCAUCAUUUGAACCGACGCCGCCGGCGAUGGCAAAUCGGGAGCCGUUCAGCAUGAGCUCACCGCCGUCGAUGGCCAAUCGGGAGCAAUUUAGCAUGAGCUCACCACCGUCGCUGGUGAUGAACCCGGCGACUUCGCAGCCGCAGCUGGACCAGCAAAUGCACAUGUCCUUUAUGAACUCCGACGGCGGCGCAUUCAGGCAAGUGGUAGGCUCUUCGCCACCGCCGUUUCAGCCUAUUCCCGCUGGUGCCGCUUUGAUAAGUCAAUCCUCCACCGAACAGAAGAGGAAGAGGGGCCGGCCAAGGAAGUACGGUCCCGAUGGCAGCAUGAGCGCUCCAUUGGGUUCGCCUAAUGCUGUUAUGCCGCAGCACGAGCAGCAGCUGAAUUUCUCAUCUCCAGCGGUUGCUCCUCAAUCUACAGAGGGCGUUCCUCCGGGGAUGGACGGUGCUGGCUCGCCCACGGCCAAGAAGUCCAGAGGCAGGCCCCGUGGUUCGAGGAAUAAAGUAAAGCAGCACGGCCAAGUUUUAGGUUCAACCGGUAUCAGUUUCGUACCACAUGUUCUCAAUGUGACUGCUGGAGAGGACAUCGCUUCGAAGAUAAUGGCAAUAUGCCAGAAUGGACCAAGGGGAGUUUGUGUUCUCUCUGCCAACGGGACUGUAUCUAUGGUAACACUUGUUCAGCAAACAUCAUCUGGUGGAACUGCCACCUUUGAGGGUCGGUUUGAAAUUUUAUCCCUCUCUGGAUCAUUCAUACUGACUGAAGUUGCCGGUCAGAAAAGCAGAACCGGUGGGUUGAGUGUUACUUUAGCUCAUCCUGACGGAAGCAUUAUGGGUGGGUGUGUCGCCGGUUUACUGGUUGCAGCAUCCCCUGCUCAGAUUAUAGUGGGAAGUUUUAUGCCCGACACUCAGAGGCAAGCCCCGACAAACUACGUGGAGCCUUCAUCAGCUCCAAGACUGAACCAAGGGCAAGUUGGUGCUGGUGGUAGCAGCUCGCCAUCACGAGGGACUCCCAGCGAAUCCUCAGGUGGAGCGGCAAGUCCGCUGAAUUUGAGCUCCGGCGCAUACAAUAUCACACAGGGCAUGUCAGGUAUUCCAUGGAAAUAAGUAGUUGCAAAAUGCUUCUGGAGAUUAUGUGACAUUAGAUUUGGUGUAAUAUUAUUUUCUGAUAGAGACUGAAACAUGGGAUUCCUUAUUUAGUUUUUCGCAAUGCUUUGCAGUAGAGCAGCUAGGUUCUUACCUCUUACCCAACUGAUGAUUCUUGAUUUUCAUUUGUUGCUGUAAAAACGCUUCUUAGUCGGCUCCUAGUUUAAUCUUCUUCUUAAUUUGGUCACAAA